Messenger RNA from Pelobates cultripes (western spadefoot toad), 6633 nucleotides. NCBI's taxonomy places the organism in Eukaryota, Metazoa, Chordata, Amphibia, Anura, Pelobatidae. The record is from the annotation of a GenBank genome assembly.
GGAGCGGCGUCAACUUCACCCAAUCGCGCUUCGGCCCCGUCCCCGUGACGUCACGCUGCGGGAAGCCUUCUACCCUUUUUGUACCCGCCCCAUCCCCCCAGAGCUGCAGCCUCUGAGAGCUCGCGUUGUGCUGUCUGUCUACUGCUCACCGGCGCCAUGUUAGGAGCUGUAGGACGCUGCUCCGCUGGGGCUAUCAGGGCCCUGAAACCGGCCUCCAGCCCGAUCCAGCUCGGCCAGAACCUGCUUAGGAGCUCCCCGGCGGCACUGCACUCCCGUAAGUGAGCGGACGGCGCGCGGGGUUGCCUGGAGAGCUCGUGACCUAUCCAUGUCAUUGAAUGGCGGGUAGGCCGCGGCACGCGCCCGCCAGGCCCCAGCUUGCCUCCUAUACCCUAUACCUCCCUUCCACACACCGCGCGCUGCCUCGCUCCCCGGGUAAUACACUGUGUGUUCCAGGCCGGCCGGGACACCCGCCCUGCGAGCAUGCCGAGCUCGGAGUCUGCGACCUUGUGCUGCCCCAGGGCCAUUCUAUGGACAGCCUGUCUCACUGCUCGAACUCCCUGCCAACUCUGACAUCGGAUAUAGGCUCUAAUUCUACCCCCUCCACAAUACUGACAUGUAUGCCUUUAUUACCACAAUACUGACAUGUAUGCCUUUUAUUAUCAUGUCAGGAGAGCUGUCUCCUUAAUGGGAAUCUAAUGCUUGCUGCUCAGCCUCAAAGGGACACUCCAGGUACCCAGACCAAUUCUGCUCAUUGGAGUGGUCUGGGUGCCAACUCCCACUACUAUUAACCCUGCAAGUGUAAUUAUUGCAGUUUUUUAUAAACUGCAAUAAUUGCCUUGCAGGGUUAACUCCACCUCUAGUGGCUGUCUGUGAGGCCCUCCAGCGUUGCUCAAUUCCCCAUUGGAAAGCGUUUUUAAUGCUUUCCUAUGGAGAGCUCUAAUGCGUGACAUUGCUGCAUGCGCUUUCGUUUUCCUCAGCUGGCGGGAUAAGUCUCGUACACCGGCUGUCAUAAUCACAGGGAGGAGCAGCGGCGAGCAGAAACCCCCUCUCGGCAGGGUCUCAUGUAAGUGACCUGAAGGGGUUUUCACCCCUUCAGCUACUGGGGAUUGGGAGGAAGAGGGGACGUGCAGUGCCAGGAAAAUGGAUUGUUUUCCUGGCACUGGAGUUUCCCUUUAAACUUGUAAACCUUAAGCUAUGUAGUAAGCAAGGAUUACUUUAUUUUUUAUUUUAUUUUUUUGGACCUUGUUUUUCUUGUAUUGCUAAAACAGCUUGAUUACUGUAAACGCUGUGUCAAAAAAUUUACGAUGAUAUAUAUCAUGUUAUUUUUUUCAAUUUACCUUGACCAUUAAUAUCUGCUUGACUUUAUGUUUAGUUGUCAAAUAGAAUAAGCCCUCUAGUUCCCUCUAGCUACAAAUGGGUGGUUUCUGAAUUGCAUAAAUGGUCACUUAUCAGUUGCAUUGUUACUUUACCAGUACUUUGGCAUGUAGAAAGUUGAGUGUAACUGCCCUUCUAACAGUGCUAAUUUUUUUUUAAAUUUUUUGUGCGCUUCUACACCAGAAUUGGCUAUUCACUUUUUCAUGUUUUUGUUUUUAGGGAGAGACUAUGCAGCACAGACAGCCACAGCAGCCAAACCCGGCGUAGCCACAGGACGCAUUGUGGCAGUUAUUGGUGCUGUUGUGGACGUUCAGUUUGACGAAGGGCUACCACCCAUCCUAAAUGCUCUCGAGGUUCAGGGAAGGGACACCAGGCUGGUAUUGGAAGUUGCUCAACAUUUGGGUAAGCUGCAGUCUCUAAAAAAAUAAAAUGUAUGUUCCGAGACUAUGGAGUGGAAUAGUCCUUGUACUCUUUUCCUUCAAUGAUGAUUUAAAUCUUGACUUUCGUUCUUCUGAGUAUUCUGAAGCCACAUAUUUGUCUGAGAAGGAUCUGUCUGCAUCAACUAGAGUAGUUUAUGGUUAUUUGCCAGCUUCACCAUAGCAUUUACUAAUUUCAGGUGAGAAUACUGUACGUACCAUUGCUAUGGAUGGUACAGAAGGCUUGGUGAGAGGGCAGAAGGUCCUUGAUGCUGGCACACCAAUCAGAAUUCCUGUUGGUCCUGAAACGUUGGGAAGAAUCAUGAAUGUCAUUGGUGAACCAAUUGACGAAAGAGGCCCUAUUACAACAAAACAGUGAGUAUUUGCUGUAACACUAAAACUGUGUGGUAGGCUUGAGUCAUUAGGCAUGUCUUUUUGAUUUUGCAGUGGUUCCUUUGUCUUGGCAAGGGAUAAAUUUAGUUCUUAAAGUGACACUCCAGGGUCCUGGAAAAUGUUUGGUUCUCUCCUUUUCACAGAUUGUGAUCCAGUGACCCAGGAGUGCACUAUGGUGAGUUACAGCUAAUGCCUUACAUGGGUAACACCUCUUUCUUUAGUUCCUGGUGCUUCAUCAAAAGCGAAUCCCACAUCAGUGCUAUACUAGCACACGUGCUAGAGUACAACACUGUCUACAGAGCAUCCCAGUGCACAAGCCUCAAUCAAUAUUAUCUUGUCAUGGGAGAGAUAAUGCCUUCUUACCACUGCUGCUGUUAUUGAUGGCUGGGGAAAGUGAUCAAUGUAUGGCGGUAGCUCUGCCUUUUGUCAAGCAGAGGACCUUAAGACAAAGUAGUCCAUAAUUUAUCUUGUAUCUUUUGGCUACAUUGGAAUUUCCAUGAAAUUCCAACUCUGAGCACUUCAUAAAGAUUUUUAUUUGUAUAACCUGCUCAAAUAUCUUAUUUUCUUGUGUGCUGCUUUAAUGCACAUUAAAGUAUACCAGUCUUUGAAAAUACCUUGGUAUUUGUCAGCAAGUGUGAUUAAACAUUAUUCCAGAAAUGCAAAUUGGUCAUUCUUCUAUAUUUGAAGAAUGUAGACUGCAUGCAGCAUUGCAUGUGACAUGGUCAUAUGGUAGUUGCUGAGAUCUAUUGGGUUUUGGAUACAUUUUUAUUCUUGUGAAAUUAUACCACAGCCCCUUUAGAACCCGCGGUGACACUCACAUGUUAGACAUUAUAACCACCAGAACAACUACACUUUUUUUUUUUUUUAAAUGUUCUGAUGUCUAUAGCUUGUACAGUCUUUUCAAUGAAAGGGCAGUGUGUAGCUGCCUACUAGCACCUCUAGUGGCAGUCACUCACAUGACCACUUGAGGUGCUACCUAGUCCACUGCUGCACUAGCAUUUAGCGGCUCCACUCUACAUGGAGGUGCUUAAAGGGAAAUUCCAGUGCCAGGAAAACAAUCAGUUUUCCUGGCACUGCAGGUCCCCUCUCCCUCCAAUCCCCGAUUGCUGAAGGGGUGAAAACCCUUUCAGUAACUUACCUGAGGCGCUCCUCUGCAUUGCGUCAGCCAGUGGACGAGACUUAUCCCGCCAACCGGCCAGGGAGACCUAAUGCGCAUGCGCGGCAUUUCCUAUGGGGAAAUGAGCAACGCUGGAGGUCCUCACAUAGCGUGAGGACGUCCAGCGAUGCUCUAGCACAGGUUUAUAAAAAUUGCAAUAAUUACACUUGGAGGGUUAAGAGUAGUGGGAGCUGGCACCCAGACCAGUCCAAUGGGCAGAAAUGGUCUGGGUGCCUGGAGUGUCUCUUUAACGUUCCCCAUAGAGAUGUAUUGAUUCAGUGCAUCUCUAUGAUGAGUUGCUGAUUGGCGCUGUGUAGCCUAUUGUCUACAAUGUGCAAUAGUUUUCCAAUGCUUUCCUAUAGAAAAAGCAUUGGAUUGGCCGAGAUUAGAAACAUUGGUCUCCACCAUGAAGGUGGUAUGGCAGAACAGGUAACGGUUUGCGUAUUUGUUAUUUAAAAAAUUGUAAUCUCUUUGAUCUGAGGAGCUAAACAAUUUAACACUAUUAAAAAUACAUGUUUCUUUUCUAUAGUGUUCCUUUUAACCCAGAUAAAUCUUGUUUUUAAAGAUUUGCUGCAAUCCAUGCAGAGGCCCCAGAGUUUGUGGAAAUGAGCGUUGAGCAGGAAAUUCUGGUUACUGGCAUCAAAGUGGUAGACCUGUUGGCUCCAUAUGCUAAAGGAGGAAAAAUUGGUAUGCAAUUAUAUUUAUUCUCUUAACAGUCAAAUGUAAUCUUAUUUCUGAACACCAUUUACACUUAUAUACCCUAUGCUACUGCAUAAUCAAUCUGUAUAACAGAAGUGAUAAAUAUACAUUUUAAUGUUUCUUUCAGUGAUUUCACUUGACUUUCGUUCUUCUGAGCAAUCUGAAGCGACUUGUAAAACUUGAGGAAACCGCUUGUAACUUGAAAAUGACGUUGUCUGUUGGGGCUGACCUAACACUAAUUUUCUUUUUCAGGCCUGUUUGGUGGUGCUGGUGUGGGUAAAACUGUACUCAUCAUGGAACUGAUCAACAAUGUAGCCAAAGCCCAUGGUGGUUAUUCUGUGUUUGCUGGAGUGGGAGAACGAACCCGUGAAGGAAAUGACUUGUAUCAUGAAAUGAUUGAGUCAGGUGUCAUCAACCUGAAGGACACAUCUUCAAAGGUGCAAUUCUCCUAAAUGUUUAUAAUUUUGAAGGCCAGUCAGUGUCUCAGGAUGUGCUAGUAAGUUAUUUAAAUGUCAUGGACUCCUAUAUGUUCUAAAGUGGUGGUUUGCAUCCAUCUUUAGGUAGCACUAGUAUAUGGACAGAUGAAUGAGCCACCAGGUGCCAGAGCUCGUGUAGCUUUGACUGGACUGACUGUUGCUGAAUACUUCAGAGACCAAGAGGGACAAGAUGUGCUGCUAUUCAUUGACAACAUUUUCAGGUUCACCCAGGCUGGCUCAGAGGUAAGACCAAAUGCCUAACUUGACCAUACAAAGCUCUUGUCUUAAAGGAAUACUUUAAUGUUAUGCCCAACACUAAAGUGUCCCUCUGCCACUCUUCCGCCACCUAUGAAAGAAUGGUUCAACUUAACACGUAAAUAUGCAUGUGUUUGUGUUCUUCCUAUGCCAAUGGCAUAUGUCUUAAACAGCCCUUUUUUUAAUAAAAUGUAAACUGUUUAUGAUCAUGUAUAUUGCAAUUUAUCCUGCAUAAAACUUGUCACUCUUUUUUAACAGGUGUCUGCCUUGCUUGGUCGUAUCCCUUCAGCUGUCGGUUAUCAACCAACCCUGGCUACUGAUAUGGGUACCAUGCAGGAGAGAAUUACUACCACAAAGAAAGGAUCUAUCACUUCUGUGCAGGUGUGUUACUGGACAUAUCUUGUGUGUGUGGUUUUUUUUUUUUUUUCUUGCCUACCAUGAUGAGUAAAUUUGACUUUCGUUCUUCUGAACCUGCUGAAGCCAUUUAUUGUUUCUGAGAAGGCAAUUCAUGAAGCAUGCUUGUUUGCGUUAGAAAAAAUAAAAACUAAACUUUUUUUUUUUUUUUUUUUUUCAUAGGCCAUUUAUGUGCCUGCUGAUGACUUGACUGACCCUGCUCCUGCAACCACCUUUGCUCACUUGGAUGCCACUACUGUGUUGUCUCGUGCCAUUGCAGAGUUGGGUAUCUACCCUGCUGUCGAUCCCCUGGAUUCUACCUCCCGUAUCAUGGAUCCAAACAUUGUAGGAAAUGAACAUUAUGAUGUUGCUCGUGGAGUACAAAAGAUUCUGCAGGUAGAUGGUUAGACAAGCAAAACCGCCCAAGCGUCGUACUUUUUUUAAUUAAGUAUAACUGGUGUCUUUUAAAACUUUGUUUCAGGAUUACAAGUCCUUACAAGAUAUUAUUGCUAUCUUGGGUAUGGAUGAAUUGUCAGAAGAAGACAAACUGACUGUAGCAAGAGCCCGUAAGAUUCAACGUUUCCUGUCUCAGCCAUUCCAGGUUGCUGAAGUGUUUACAGGGCAUGCUGGUAAACUGGUCCCACUGAAGGAUACCAUCAAGGGAUUCCAACAGAUUCUUCACGGUAAAUUAUGCUUGGGCACUUCAUUUUAGCUAUUCGAAAUUAGCUCUGCAAGGAGAGCAUGCAGGGGACUUCUGCUUUUUAAUGUGAAGUAGUAAUGUUGAUUAGCAUAGCUAGGUUUUAAAACCUGACUUUGUAUUUUGUGUAGUAACUUGCUUGGUUAAAAAUAAAUGACCUUCAAAUUAUUCUGUCCUACAGGAGAGUUUGAUCACCUUCCAGAACAGGCAUUCUACAUGGUUGGACCUAUUGAAGAAGCUGUAAUAAAGGCUGAGAAACUUGCAGAAGAGCACUCUUAAAGACUAAUUUCCCUGUUCCAAAAGCACUCAACACCUUCGUCAUAAAAGUAACGCUUGAAGCCUGUUUCUGUAAUGGAUCAUGUUGGCUAAGUGUAUUUAAAGUUUUCAAUAAAACAUCUCUGUAAAAAGACCUGACACAUGGUGUGCUUUGUAGUCCCUUUACCAUUUCUCAAUUGCUGUACUACUGGUCUUGAUCUAAAUACUAGAAAAUGUUAUUUUGAGUUUUUGCGCAGUAUUGACUGUUAUGGCCAGACAAACUUGGUGUCUCCUGUUUCCUCUGUAGAUGGGCACUUAAAAUCCUGCACAUUUUUGUUUUUAGUAUAAAUAUGUAAGGGGAAACCUGUUUUGUGUACAAACUUGGCACAAUAAAAAAGUAUGCUGGGAUUGUAAUGUUGUAAAUAUUUUGUGAAUGUACAUGGUUUCGACACAUCUCUUGCAGCACUCUCUAAACUUGACAUUUUUUGGUUAAUCGCAAAACACUACUCUGAUGGGAAU